Penicillium canescens is the source of this 1176-nucleotide messenger RNA. RefSeq names its product Gfo/Idh/MocA family protein. Lineage: Eukaryota; Fungi; Ascomycota; Eurotiomycetes; Eurotiales; Aspergillaceae. Gene Ontology annotation, cellular component: cytoplasm. Gene Ontology annotation, biological process: NADPH regeneration. The transcript has 2 exons. The record is from RefSeq and is a predicted model, not a curated record. The coding region runs from base 1 to 1176 and encodes 391 amino acids. Gene Ontology annotation, molecular function: oxidoreductase activity; nucleotide binding.
AUGCCCGCGUCAACCCCAAGCAGAGUCGUUAACAUUGGACUCCUCGGCUGCGGCGAGGUCGCCCAGGUUGUCUACAUUCCCACGUUAUCCCUCAUGAGCGACUGGUUUCGAAUCACCUAUCUAUGUGACAUCUCUCCAGCUUCACUCGAGCACUGCGCGGCCAAGCUCAACAACGUCCCGGCGACCACCAGCAACCCUACCGAGCUUUGUAAGUCUGAUCAAGUCGAUGUUGUGGUGGUAGUUAGCUCGGACGAGUAUCACGCUUCCCACGCCAUCUUGGCUCUUGAACAUGAUAAGCACGUUCUGGUGGAGAAACCUGUAGCACUCACGAGGCGAGAUGCCCUGGCUAUCGCAGAGGUUGAGAAGCGCAGCAGGGGUAGAGCCAUGGUUGCGUAUAUGAGGCGAUAUGCUGCGCCGUUUGAGGAUGCAGUCCGGGAAAUUGGAGGCAUGGACAAGAUCCUGUACGCGCGAGUGCGAGACAUCAUCGGACCCAACUCUCACUUUGUGAAUCAAUCUGGGACUUUCCCCAAAAAGGUUGCCGACUUUUCUGCUGCAGACACCGCAGACAAGGACUCACGAGCGAAAGAGAUGGCGGAGACUGCCCUCAAAGACGAAUGCGGCGUUCAUCAAUCUCCUGAAUCAACUCUCAUGUGGCGCAUCUUUGGUGGUCUCGGUUCUCAUGACCUGUCACUUAUGAGGGAAGCUCUCGGAAUGCCUGAAAAGGUCGUCGGUUCUUCUCUUGGGUUUCCCUUCUGGAAGUACGUCUCCCUGGCUACGGACCUGAUCGAGAAAAACAAUGCUAACGAGAACACCCUGUAUAGCGUCCUGUAUAAAUACCGAAACUUUACAGUAUCAUACGAGUCGGGAAUUGACAAUGUUCCUCGCUUCGAUGCCCAUCUGGAAGUAUACGGCACCGACAGGACGGUCAAGGUCCAAUACGAUACGCCAUACGUCAAAGGCCUGCCCGUGACUAUGCACAUUGCUGAAAACGCAGACGGAGUUUAUAAGGAAACCACUAUUCGGAAGUCUUAUGAGGAUCCGUAUACUCUAGAGCUGAAAACGCUUUGGGAAAUGGUUGUGGACGGAAAGCAGCCGAAGACAACAGUAGAAGAUGCUUUGCAGGAUAUUGAGAUUUUUGCGAUGGCGAUGCGUCACGGAUAUGGUGUAGGACAUUAG